Messenger RNA from Lotus japonicus, 628 nucleotides. RefSeq lists its product as uncharacterized. The record is from RefSeq and is a predicted model, not a curated record. The transcript is spliced from 2 exons. The coding region runs from base 107 to 397 and encodes 96 amino acids. NCBI's taxonomy places the organism in Eukaryota, Viridiplantae, Streptophyta, Magnoliopsida, Fabales, Fabaceae.
AGUAAGAAGAGGUAAGAAAAAGAGGAAGAAAGGGUUUUCUUUGAUACGAAAUUGUGGAAAGGUUACCGUCGUCGCGUUUGAAGCUAAUCAUUCAUCAGAGUUAGCCAUGGCUCUCACCAACGGACUCAGAUCUGCGGCGAAGCUAAUCGCUUCUUCCGAAUCUUCCCUCUCUAACUCAGUGAGCAGAGGUUUUCAUUCAACUGGCAUGAAGAGGAUGGGAGGUGGACACGGCCAUGAUGAACCAUACUAUAUGCAUGCGAAGCACAUGUACAACUUGGACAGGAUGAAGUAUCAAGGGUUGAAAAUGUCCCUUGCUGUGUUCACUGCUUUCAGCAUUGGUGUUGCAGUUCCUGUCUAUGCAGUCAUUUUCCAGCAAAAGAAGACAGCUUCUGGCUAGCUCAUCUUUUCCUUCAUAUUCAACAAUAAGGUGGAUUUGGGGAUCCUAGACUAGCAUAUUGGUUUGAUGGUUAUUAUUGUUUUGAACUUUGUUCAUGUUUAACCCUCUAUAUGGAUUUUCCAUAUAUCUCUUGUAAUAAUCGAUUCCUCUGACUUCCAAAUACUUGGAUUCUUGGUUCUUCAUGAGGUUCAUCAAUAGUUCGAUACAUUGGAAUUAGCAAGUUUGCAAUCA